Molecule: messenger RNA, 789 nt
Organism: Chaetomium strumarium
Lineage: Eukaryota; Fungi; Ascomycota; Sordariomycetes; Sordariales; Chaetomiaceae
Product: S-adenosyl-L-methionine-dependent methyltransferase
Exons: 1
Coding region: 1-789 (262 amino acids)
Molecular function (GO): S-adenosylmethionine-dependent methyltransferase activity
Source: RefSeq, a predicted model, not a curated record
AUGGCGGCCGACACAGCGCAGUUAGCGAGGGGCUACACGCUGGUCAAUGACACCCAGUACGACGCCGGCUUAUUUCUCAUCCAGAGACUGGGCAUCGCACCCGGCAUGCGCGUCCUCGACGUCGGCUGCGGACCGGGCAACCUCACCGCCCACAUCGCGGACCUCGUCGGGGAGAGCGGGAGCGUCGUGGGCGUGGACCCGAGCAAGGAACGCAUCGCCAUCGCGCUCGAGAGCAACACCCGGCAAAAUCUAUCCUUUUUCGAAGGACGGGCCGAAGACCUGUCCCGCUUCCCUGCGGCCAACUUCGACAUCAUCUUCGUGAACUCGACCUUCCACUGGGUGCAGGACCAGCCGGCGGCGCUCCGGGAAUUCGCUCGCGUGCUGAAGCCGGGCGGCGGCCGCCUCGGGAUCUCGGGCGGGUCGGGGGACUUCGUCGCCGCGCACGAGAAAAUCAAGGAAGAUGUCCUCACGCGGGAGCCGUACCGGGAGUAUCCGGAAGAGAGCCCGCCAAAAUUUCUCAAGCGGCAUGAGAUUGAGAAACUGCUCGAUGAUGCCGGGUUCGCCGACAGAAUCAUCGUCGUCAACAAGAUUGUCAAGGCAGCCAAGGACGCCGACGCCAUGAUUGACUGGCUUGUCACGAGUUCCUCGGGAAAGACGUACGGCGGCAUCCCCGAGCAUCUGCGGCCGCGCGCGAGGGAGGAAAUGAAGAGGGAAUGGGAGAAGCUUGUCACGGAAGACGGGAUUCGGAUGGACAUGGAGCUGUUGGUUACAGUGGCUGUUAAAAGCUGA